Molecule: messenger RNA, 2025 nt
Organism: Lethenteron reissneri (Far Eastern brook lamprey)
Lineage: Eukaryota; Metazoa; Chordata; Hyperoartia; Petromyzontiformes; Petromyzontidae
Product: chemerin-like receptor 2
Biological process (GO): inflammatory response; complement receptor mediated signaling pathway; phospholipase C-activating G protein-coupled receptor signaling pathway
Cellular component (GO): plasma membrane
Molecular function (GO): complement receptor activity; G protein-coupled receptor activity
Source: RefSeq, a predicted model, not a curated record
AACACGGGAAGUGGAAGAGAGGAAAGGGGGGAACCUCGUGACGGAGAAGAGAAGAAGUGGGAGCGAUCUGGGUCGAGACGGAGUGAGUGCCCGACAGAGACAGAGAGAGAAGAAGGGAGAGGAUUCACGGACUGAGCACCACACAAUCGCUCAUCCCAUCAGGAUGGCCACAACCACCCAUCUCCCGAGCUCCUCUUUCUCCCCGACACUGCAGUUCAACACGACCACUGUCUGGAACUACGUCGCCUGGAACACCUCCCAAACCAUCGUGACCCGGCUCUCCAAAAGCACAGACAAGACGCCGGAAACCUCCACCAGCACUGCCACCUUAAUAUACGCGGCCAUAACCAUCUUGACCAUCGUCUUCGUCCUGGGCAGCAUCGGCAACUUCUUGGUCAUCUGGAUCCUGGGCUUCAAGAUGAAGCGCACGGUGGUGACCCUCUUCUUCCUGCACCUGUCCAUCGCCGACUUCAUCUUGGUGCUGCAGAUCCCCGUGGUCAUUGCCCCCAUCGCUAUGGACUCGCACUGGGCGAUGGGCACGGCCGCGUGCAAGCUUCACACGUAUGCCUUCGUCGUGAACAUGAACGCCAGCGUCUACUUCCUGACGCUCAUCAGCCUCGACCGCUACGCCGCUCUGCUGCACCCCGUGUCCUCGCUGCCCCUGCGUCGCCUGCACUUGGCCCGGUGGCUCUGCCUGGCCGUGUGGCUCCUCGCCAUGCUGCUGAGCCUGCCGCCUCUCAUCUUCCGCACGACUCGAUGGACAAACGAGGGCUUCGUGGCCUGCUACAACAGCUACGGCGAAGACUUUGACGUGCAGGCGCGGUGGGGCACGGCCAUGAAAAUAAGUCGAUUCGUGCUGAGCUUCGCCGUUCCGUACGCCGUCAUGAUCUUCUGCUACUGUCGCAUCGGGGCGAGGCUGCGGCGCGUAGACAAGACGCGUCGCGGCAACUCGCUCAGAAUCAUCGUGGUCGUGGUGGUGGCGUUCUCCGUCUGCUGGGCGCCGUACCACGCCAUCGGACUGAUGGAGGCCGCCUCCUACGUUCAGGACGACGAGAGCUUGUUGACGGCGGCAGAAUGGGCAGACCCCGUGAUCUGGGGAUUCGCGUUCAUCAACAGCUGCAUCAACCCGAUCCUCUACGUGUUCAGCGGCUCGGAUCUCAAAGCCCGUUUCAGGCGCUCGCUCGUCGCCGCCAUCGAGAACGCGUUCAGAGACCACGAGCCGUUGGAUUCGGGGCAGGACAGCAGGAGCGGACACACGGCGCAGUCGCGGGACCUCGUCGACAUCGCCAUGGUCAGCACCGACGUGAUCAGCACCAACAUCAGCAGUGACUCCAAUGGUAAUGCGGAGGGCGGCCGCGUUGACGGGACGCGGGUUGCCUUGGUGCAGGAGGAACGGGUUUAGGGGUGGCCACCUUGAGGGAUCUGCGCCACGAGAAUUCCAUUUGUUUUCAUAUCAAAUCGACACCCCUGGGUGUUGUUUGUUUGACAAGCUCGCUUCUACUGAAUGAUAUGAAGGAUUGCUGCUGCAAUUAGUGGUGAUGAUGAUUGAUGAUGAUGGUAGUGAUGAUGAUGAUUACGGUGGUCAUGGUGAUAGUGACGUUGAUAAAAAUGACGAUGGUCGUGAUAAUGAUGAUGACGGUGGUAGUGGUGAUAGUGACAAUGAUGAUGACACACACCAUGAUUGAGGAUUAUUGAGGUGGUGGUGGCGGCCAUGAUGGUGGUGAUGAUAAAAACAAUGUUACGGUUUAGGGUUAUGAUUUGAGGUAUCGAGAGACUCUUCUACUUAUCAACAUUUGACUUACGAAUUUUCAGAGAUAUGAACAAACCUGGUCCAAAUGUCCAGUUGCCUGUGAGGACCGAGAGUCGUAAGUUCAACUGCCGUGCAAUAGAUGGCGGUGGUGGCAUCUACAUCUGCAGAACGUGAAGAACCAGUGGCAUCUACAUCUGCAGAACGUGAAAAACCAGUGGCAUCUACAUCUGCAGAACGUGAAGAACCAGUGGCAUCUACAUCUGUAGAAAAUUAAG